AUGCUCACACUCCUGACCCUUUCACUCCUUCCGUUCGCCAUUGCGGAAGAUGGUCUGCAGGCUUGGCUUCGCUACGCGCCUCUACCGCAUGGCCAUCAUCCUACGUUUCUUCCUUCACGAGUUAUCGCUCUCAAUGAGUCCAGUGGCAGUCCAGUCUUCACGGCUGGGCAAGAAGCCCAGAUUGGUCUGAAGAGCAUUUUCGGGCACGAGGUUGACAUUUGUCAUUCGGGAGAGCAUGCUGCCUCUUCUGUGAUUAUCGCAACACUGGACCAGUAUCGGGCGACUUACGAUCAAGAACUCGAAGUCAAUCUCCUCGAGGAUGGCUUCUGGCUCAGCAUCAAUCAGGACACCGUUACAAUCCUUGGCCAGAACGAACGUGGAGCUCUUUACGGCACAUACGAAUACCUCUCCAUGCUAGCGCAGGGCAACUUCUCGGAGGUCGAAUAUGGUAUAAGUCCCGCCGCCCCUAUACGUUGGACCAACGAGUGGGACAAUAUGGAUGGCUCGAUCGAGCGUGGCUUUGCUGGAGCUUCCAUCUUCUUCAAUGACGGUCGCAUUGUCACCAACCUGACUCGCGCUGCCGAGUAUGCUCGACUUCUUGCAUCGAUCCGAGUCAAUGCUGUGGUGGUCAAUAAUGUCAAUGCCAACUACACCACCCUUAACCCAGACAACAUCGAGGGUCUCGGCAGGAUCGCAGAUGUUUUCAGACCUUAUGGUGUGCAGCUAGGCAUGUCCUUGUAUUUCGCGUCGCCUGCGAAUCUUACCUCCCUUGACACGUACGAUCCACUAGACGGCGCUGUCAUUGACUUCUGGAACAACAAGACCGACGAGAUCUACCGCCGUAUCCCGGACAUGGCAGGGUAUCUGGUCAAAGCUAACUCCGAGGGCCAGCCUGGGCCGAUGCACUACAAUCGAACUCUGGCUGAGGGAGCCAAUCUGUUCGCAAGAGCCUUACAACCGCAUGGCGGCAUCUUGAUGUUCAGAGCUUUUGUCUAUGACAACCACAUCAACGAGACCGACUGGUACGCCGACCGAGCAAACGCUGCUGGAGACUUCUUUGACCCACUAGAUGGAGAAUUUGAUGAGAAUGUGGUUGUGCAGAUCAAAUACGGCCCAAUCGACUUCCAGGUUCGUGAGCCAGUCUCGCCCCUCUUCGCCAAUCUCAGAAACACUAGCACUGCCAUCGAGCUUCAGGUCGCACAAGAGUAUCUUGGCCAGCAGUGUCACCUAGUCUACUUGCCACCACUUUGGAAGACAAUCACAGAUUUUGAUCUUCGGAUCGACAACUCCACUUCCUUUGUGCGGGACGUCAUGACAGGUGGGCACUUCAAGCGGUCGCUCGGAGGCUCCGCGGCAGUCGUCAACGUUGGCCGGAACACGACUUGGCUCGGUAGCCAUCUGGCAAUGUCAAACCUGUACGCUUAUGGCAGGAUGGCUUGGGAUUGGACUCUUGACCCCGAGGACAUCUUGCAAGACUGGAUACGUCUGACAUUCGGACCAGACCCGGAGGUCAUGGAUACUAUCACAAAGAUGUCCAUGGACUCCUGGCCAGCGUAUGAGAACUACAGCGGUAAUCUCGGAAUACAAACGCUGACCGACAUCUUGUACACCCACUUCGGGCCCAACCCGCAAAGCCAAGACAACAAUGGUUGGGGCCAGUGGACACGCGCGGACUCGGACAGCAUUGGCAUGGAUCGUACUGUCAGCAAUGGCACUGGUUUCUCGGGACAGUAUCCGCCAGAAGUGCAUGCCGUGUACGAAGACAUCGACACGACUCCGGAUGAUCUACUGCUCUGGUUCCAUCACGUUGGAUACGACCACAAACUCAAGUGUGGCAAGACCGUCAUUCAGCACUUCUACGAUGCGCAUUACGCCGGUGCCGACACAGCACAAGACUUUGUGUCGCAGUGGUCAAGUCUCAAAGGCUCGAUCGACGAAGAGCGCUUCGAACAUGUUCUAUUCCGACAAGAGUUCCAAGCGGGGCACUCCAUCGUGUGGCGUGACGCUAUCGUGAACUUCUACCACAAUCUCUCCGGUAUCGACGAUGAGCUUGGACGUGUUGGCCAUCAUCCACACAGAAUUGAAGCCGAGUCCAUGGAUCUGGAAGGAUACGUGACGUACGCCGUUAGCCCGUUCGAGACGGCUUCUAAGUCAACAGCGAUUGUCACUAGCACGAACACGACUACUGGAACGGCAACUGCCAAACUGGAUUUCGAGCCUGGCACAUACGAUCUCGCCGUCAAUUACUACGAUAUGUAUGGUGGCAACAGUACGUACGAGGUGCUGCUCAAUGGUGCCAUGGUUGGGAACUGGACCGGCGAUAUUGUGGAUACUGGCAAGCUUGGCCAUACGCCCUCGAUUUACCUGGAUGGACACUCGGCGAUGAGGAUCACGUUCAGGAAUAUCACUAUUGAGAAAGGUGAUCUGUUGAAGGUUGUAGGUACGCCGAGUGGUGUAGAGCCGGCGCCGCUUGAUUACGUCGUACUUUUGCCGCCUGGGGUAGUCGACUGA
This is a messenger RNA of Fulvia fulva, 2511 nucleotides long. Its product is annotated as putative alpha-glucuronidase A. Lineage: Eukaryota; Fungi; Ascomycota; Dothideomycetes; Mycosphaerellales; Mycosphaerellaceae. Gene Ontology annotation, biological process: xylan catabolic process. The transcript has 2 exons. Bases 1 to 2511 code for a protein of 836 amino acids. Gene Ontology annotation, molecular function: alpha-glucuronidase activity. Gene Ontology annotation, cellular component: extracellular region. The record is from RefSeq and is a predicted model, not a curated record.